This is a messenger RNA of Colletotrichum higginsianum IMI 349063, 1650 nucleotides long. Its product is annotated as Protein kinase domain-containing protein. The record is from RefSeq and is a predicted model, not a curated record. NCBI's taxonomy places the organism in Eukaryota, Fungi, Ascomycota, Sordariomycetes, Glomerellales, Glomerellaceae. Bases 1 to 1650 code for a protein of 549 amino acids. The transcript is spliced from 5 exons.
AUGCACGCAACGCUGGUACCUGUGCAUCCUACUACUCCUUGGCGCAACUCCAUCCAUUGCAAAGUCAUCGGGAAGCCUUCGAUCUUUAUCGACUUCGGCCCAUUGAUCGCCAGGUUCAAGGCUUCCUCUUACAACUGGUCCGGCAACCGUUCAACGGAUAUGCCUAAGACAAACGAAAACCGCUCCCCCAAGCCACACAAGUCCUCCAACACUCGAGCCAGUCCGAACCUUGCAGUGAGACAAGCACCAGGAACCAAAAGCCACAGGUCCGCGCCAUCUCGGACCGAAAACAACGGGGGAGGAAGCGAGGCGGACAACGCCUCUCGCAGAUCACACUCUCCAUCAACAACCCAGGCCUCGGAGCCGUCGCAGGGUCCGGCCAGGCGCUCCGACUCUGACAACAACCCAAGCAAGCCCAACCUCGGGCCCAGCGCGUACAUCGACACCUACGUGGAAUAUCGCAAGAGGCUGUUCAUCAAGAUCUUUAUGGAGAAGGUUGACGAAUGGCUCGACGAGAACGUCUGUCCCCUUGAAGAGGCAUGCGACUACGAAGAGGGGUCUUCGAGCAGCUCCAAAUCUUCAGACAGUACGGGGAAGAAGAGCAGCGGCAACCGGAGCAAGCCUCUGGCCGGGAGCAAGAGGCAGCUGAGAGGGGACGAUCAAGAAGAAGACCGCCAGGGAGGCGAGGACGGAAGUCGCCAGGACCGCAACAAGAAGCGCGCAAAGACGGACGUCCACGAUGAUCGAAAGCGAUUCGCGUGCCCCUUUUACAAGUACGACCCCAAGAGAUACAAGCACCAUCGAAGCUGUUUUGGUCCGGGAUGGACCGAACUCCAUCGGUUGAAGGAGCAUCUCUUCCGUCACCAUCGCGUCUUCACGUGCAGCCGCUGCUUUGAGCAGUUCGGCGACGACGAGGGUCUCCAGAAGCACGUGAGGGCCAGGAAAGCCUGCGUUCUCCAGGACGAGAGCGCCCACGAGGCGGACCCGGGGGCUGGAAUGGACCGGGAGACGGAGAAGAAGAUCAGGUCCCGCAAGCCGGGCAAGCAGAGCAACGUCAGCAGGUGGUACGAGAUCUACAGCAUUCUCUUCCCGGACGAGGUCGACAUUGAGAGUAUUCCAAGCCCUUGGUACGACGACCCGGCCGGCUCGAACGGCAACAACACGCUUUCCGACUCGGACGACCUCAAGACGCAGUACCAGCAUUUCCUGCGGCGCCGGAUUCCGUCCAUGAUCCGCGAGGAGCUCGAGGCCGAGGUCGCCAAGUCGUUCAACGACGUCGGGUCGGCGAUGCAGAGCCGGCUGUCGACCUGGAUCCGCGACUCGGCGGCGCGGUGCGCCAAGAUCUUCGAGUACAUCCCGUCCCCGACCGAGGCGGCGGCCCAGGGCGACCCGGACGCGGCGGUGUCCAAGUCGCGCGAGGGCUCGCCGGUCUCGGGCCCCAUCGGCCUUGUCGGCGCCGGGUCUUUCGCGGACGGCGAGCCCGCGCUUGUCCCGUGGCCGUACGGCUUCCCUUCGCUGGCGGAUUUCGACCUCUCCUUCGAGAUGCCGGGGCAAGACUACCCGGCGUUCGAGCAGUGCAUGCACCCGACCCUGGACUCCGCUUACGAGUCUGGCAGCAUGGGCGGUUCCUCCCGGGCUUGGAGGGGAUAG